Messenger RNA from Chiroxiphia lanceolata (lance-tailed manakin), 7534 nucleotides. It is a transcript of the gene THNSL1, whose product is annotated as threonine synthase like 1. The coding region runs from base 140 to 2506 and encodes 788 amino acids. The record is from RefSeq and is a predicted model, not a curated record. Gene Ontology annotation, molecular function: pyridoxal phosphate binding. Gene Ontology annotation, cellular component: cytoplasm. NCBI's taxonomy places the organism in Eukaryota, Metazoa, Chordata, Aves, Passeriformes, Pipridae. The transcript has 3 exons. Gene Ontology annotation, biological process: amino acid metabolic process.
CCCUCCGCCCAUCCACGCUUCGGCUCCUUCAGGGCGCGUCGAGCUGCUGAGGCGAUCUUGGUCCGGGGCAUCAUCUGGUGUCUAUCCCAGUAACACGGCCCGGUUUUCACUAGGGCUGUCGCCGGCAGUGGGUGACAGAAUGUAUAGGAGUUCUUCACAAAUUCCUUGCUCGGUUUGGCAUCCCUUCAGAAGAGAUUUGAAUGCAACUCAUUCAGCCUUGCUGUUGCACAACACUCAGUUAAGUGGAUUGUCAAGUUGCCUUGGAAAAACCCCCACAGUAACUCACCAGAAGAUGUUUCACAUUUUUCAGUAUCGACCUUUGAGACUAAUAACCCAAAACAGUCUUUCUAGCAUGUGUUUAAAACUGAUGCUUUCAAGACCUGUUGCAUUUGCACAGAUAUGGAAGUCAUGGUUCUCAAGCCAUUCUCUUCUUGGAAACAAAAAUAUUAUCUUGAUGGGACCUCCAGGUGCUGGGAAAACAACGAUUGGGAGAAUAGUAGGCCAGAAACUAGAUUGCCCUGUCAUAGACAUAGAUGACGAUGUCCUUGAAACAUCCUGGAAUAUGAGUGUGUCAGAAAAACUGCAGGACGUUGGUUAUGAGGAAUUUCUAGAGGAGGAAGGAAAAGCCCUGUUGAAUUUUUCAGCAUCUGGAAGUGUCAUUUCCCUUAGUGGGUCCAAUCCAAUGCAUGCUGCUGGCAUGCAGCACAUGAAGAAAAAUGGAAUAGUUGUGUAUCUGGAUGUGCCCACAACAGUCAUAAUGAGCAGGCUGAAAUCAAUGGCAGUGGAUCGCAUCGUGGGCCUGUCUGCUGGGAAUUCUCUCAAGGACAUACUUCAGUUUAGGAAGCCAUUUUACAAAAGGUGGUACGACAUCCGUGUUUUUUGUGGAGAGGAUGUUGCAGCAGAGGUUGUAGCAGAAAAGGUACUUGAUGCUGUGAAGAGGUACCAAGACUCAGAACUGGAAACUUUCAUUUCAACUCGGUCUGGAAGGAGUAUGGAAAAAGACUCUCAUAAGUAUUUCAGUGACAUUGUUAUUCAGGGCUUAGCCCCUGAUGGAGGACUCUUUGUUCCUGAGAGACGACUUCCAAAAUUCACUGCUGGAGAAUGGCAAGGUCUGAUAGAAGCAACUUACAUUGAAAGAGCUGAGGUCAUACUAGAAAGAUGCAUACAUCCUGCUGAUAUUCCUGCUUCUAAGCUGGCAGAAAUUAUUGGAACUGCUUAUGGAGAAAACUUUAGUUGUUCUAAAGUUGCCCCAGUAAGGCAUUUGGCAGGCAAUCAGUUCCUUCUGGAGUUAUUUCAUGGACCAACAGCAUCAUUUAAAGAUUUUGCAUUACAGUUGAUGCCACAUUUAUUUGCCUCCUGCAUUCCCAGAAGCUGCAAUUACUUGAUUCUGGUAGCUACUUCUGGGGACACAGGGAGUGCUGUCCUAGAUGGCUUUAGUCGUCUCCAUGACACUGACAAACAGAGAAUUGCUGUGAUGAAUUUUUUUCCUGAGGAUGGAGUAAGCCCAAUUCAAAAAUCCCAGAUGAUUGGCUGUCAGAAAGAAAAUGCAUGGUCAGUGGGUGUCAAAUCUGAUUUUGAUUUUUGCCAGACAGCUAUAAAGCAAAUCUUUACUAAUUCUGAUUUUACUGGCUUUCUUACAGUAGAAUAUGGAACUGCUUUAGCUGCAGCAAACUCCAUAAACUGGGCACGACUGCUUCCUCAGAUAGUUUAUCAUGCUUCUGCGUACCUUGAUCUUGUUCAUCAAGGUAUUAUUCCUUUUGGAAGCCCUGUGGAUAUUUGCAUUCCUACAGGAAACUUUGGCAACAUAUUAGCGGCUUUCUAUGCUAAAAUGAUGGGAAUUCCUAUCAGAAAAUGUAUUUGUGCUUCCAAUGAAAACAAUGUUUUGACUGACUUCAUAAGAACAGGUGUUUAUGAUUUGAGAGGAAGAAAAUUAAUUCCUACUUUUUCAUCAGCAGUAGAUAUUUUGAAGUCCUCCAAUCUUGAGCGAUACUUGCACCUGAUUGCUAAUGAAGAUGGACAACUGGUAACACAAUUAUUUAACCAGCUGGAAAAUCAGGGCCACUUCCAGCUACGGAAAGAUCUACUUGAAAAACUUCAGCAGGACUUAGUGGCCGGCUGGUGCUCUGAGGAGGACUGUCUAGCUGCCAUUCACUCUGUGUACAGUACUACAGGAUAUAUUUUGGAUACGCACACAGCUGUUGCUAAAGUAGUUGCAGAUCGAUUGCAGGAUAGAACUUGCCCGAUUAUUAUUUCAUCUACAGCUCAUUAUUCUAAGUUUGCACCUGCUAUCUUGAGGGCCUUGAGGAUUGCAGAAAUAAACCAGAAUCCAUUAAGUCAGCUUCACUUGCUGAGUUCUUACAGCGCUCUGCCUCCAAUCCACUGGGGCCUAUUAGAGACCCUGAAAAAGACAGGGAAUGGGGAUCACCAGGUCUGUGCUGCUGAUAUGAGCGUGCUGAUGCACCAGAUAGAAACCUUAAUUCAAAAUCAUUUCAUGAAAGUUUUUUGAGCAACUGAUCCAAUGUCCCCAGUGUCAAUUGCAAUACCUUCUUCACAAGCUGCAUGUUUUACUAAAGCCAUCAUUCACCUGGGCUGUGUCCAGUCCACAGCACAACAUCCACAGUUUUAUACUCAGUUGUCGAGCUUUCAACAGUAUUUGUAAGUAACAUGUGUGAGAUUUCUAGUGGUGGUGAAAGGCUGUGAAUUGAGAGUGUAAAAGACUGGAAUACCUUUUUGAAUGUCAGACACAGUAGAAAUGCCAGCACUACUGGCUUUCCUUGGCAGUGCUGUCUCCUUCAGAAGCCUAAAGUGUCCUCCAUGGAAGGAUGCAGAUAAUGAAGUCUGACCUUUCUGAAACUAAUAGCUCUGAUUUUGUUGCAACAAUGAUGUGAUCCUUUGGUCUCUGGGUGAUUAAUUAAACUUUAACUCAUUUCACUUAGGGCACUGAAACAUAAUAAGAUACUAUAAUAAUGUUCAUAUGUUACUAAUGAGAAUGGAUUUCACUACGAAGAUUGAAGUGUACUUGUAUUGUUAAUCCCUGAACCACUGAAGAACCAUUGAAUUUUGUGAUAUCUUUUUGUAUAAUGUUUUAUUAUGUAUCAUGAGGCCAGUGUUUAUGUAAAAAAAUCUGGUCUUUUUGUUUUUCACACUUUUUUCUCCCAGAUAUUUUCCUGUGUCAAAUAGAAUACUUGAUUCGAUAUUUUUAAUAUAUUUGAGAUGUGACUCUUCCUCCAGUGUGUUGUGGUCUCUCUCCUGUACGUUUUCUGUUUGAACUUUCAACUUUAGAAUUCUUUUUUAAUCCCAUAGAAGAAUCUGUUAGUAGUACCAGCAGUCUUCUUAAAUAACAACCAGACCUUGCCUUUUAUUUAUUCUUUUGCAUUAUAAGUUUUAUCUUUGACAUCAUAGAGCUUUCUUGUUCUAAUUACUUCUAUUUUCCUAUUUUCUUAAGUUAACGCCCUUGAUGUUCUAUUCGGUUCUUGCUUUGCAUGAAUUAGUGUAAGAACGAAGCUUCCCAAAUUGCUUGGCAUCUCAUCAAGGAAAGCGAAGGAUGAAUUCCAGUGUGAUAGCAUCAGAGGUAUUCAUUAUGUAACCUAAAAUAGAUCUGUGUGGUUUUGCUAAUGACAGGCUCUUUGUUGUUUUUUUCUGAAGAAAAAAGAUAGAGUAGGUUGUACUAGGAGAUCAUGUGGUUAUGGAGAAAUGUAUUCUGGUACCUGGGGAUAUAUUUGGCAAUGACAUAAAAUAAACUACAUUUCACAGUAAGAUAUAUGGCAAAAUGAUGUAUUGGCUAGUUUUGAGUGGCACCCAGUUACAGGUAAAGAGCUGCCCGUCAUCAGAUGGGAGGUUGACUUUCCCACCAAAAUUCAAAUAAUCUGGUAAUUGUUAACAUUUUUUGCCUCUUCGAUAGGCAACAUUUGCUAGAUGUCAAGAUUCACUUGGGACUUUGAACUGUUAUCAUAUCUGACAGCUUCCUCUGUGUUCCUUCUUCCCACAUUAGAGGCACCUUCUUGCCACAUUAGAGGUGAAGAAGACACCACCAGUAAACUAUUUUAAAGAAUUGUCGUUUAAAGAAUUUCUUCCAGCCUAAGGUAAAAGACCCAAGCACUUUGCCACAGUGGCUGCAUUAUACAGUAUAAUUAAAUGUAGCUGAUAACAUAGGUGUAACACAAUAGCUUUCUAAGUAAUGCCAUUCUUGGAUACCUUUUUAGAACUUUUGUAGUUCUUUUCUCUGCUCAAUCCUUGUUCACUAUUUCUACAGUAACUUUGAAAAAUAAGUUUUUGUUUUCACAGAAUCGUGAGCAUCCCAAGUUGGAAGGGACCUCAAAACAUCACCCAGUCCAACCUUUUGUGGGAAAGGGAGCCUAGAUGAGAUUAUCUAGCACCCUGCCCAGGCACAUCUUAAAACCUCCAGCAAUGGGGCUCUUCCACAUCCCUGUGGAGGUUGUUCCACUGAUUGAGUGUCCUCAUUGGGAAAAUUUUUUUUCUUAUAUCAAGAUGAACCUUCUCCUGGUGCAACUUCCCCUUUGUCUCCAUGUGUCUCCUUGUGAAGAGAGAACCUCUGUCCUCUUCCUAGCCACCACUGAAGUACUGGAAAGCCCCCUGAACCUCCUCCAGGUUGAAAAGACCUGACUCAUUCAGUUUCCUCAUGUGACAGGGGAAUUGUCAUUUUCCAGACACAACAUGGGAAAGACCAUAAAUAUGUAAUUUUUUUAAAAAAUCCAAGUUCUGUAAGAAAGAAUUGCAUAAACAUAUUGCCAAAAAAGAAGCAUUGCUUGUAUUAGUGGUAAGGCACGUCCACCUUGUAUUUCUGUAUGUUUCAGUCUGAUUCUUACAGUAGUUCCAAGUGGAAAAAAAAUUUAAUGCUUUCUCUGGAUGUGCUCAGUACAAGAUCAGAAUUCUGAAUCUUAAAAAACCCAAACAAAUCCAAACCCAAACAAAGCCAACUGCCUGGACUGAAUUACUGGAACAGGAAUUGGUUUCAGCUUCAGAACUCAGUGGAGAUCCUGCAGUAACUGGUUCCAUGGGGCUUAAUGCCAUUUGACAUCAUGGGUCAAUUUGUCAUACAGUUACAAUACUUUAAAAAAAUGUCUUCAAAGAAGAGCUUGUUUUCACAGAAAGUACCUGAAAGAGAAAGGUGAGGUUCUAAGAUUAGACUAGAAGCCAAUAUCCUACCCUGAGAUAACUCACUGUUAGAUAAACCAGUCAGAAUUAAACUAGCAGGGGAAUUAUUUUGGCAUGACUCAAUCAGUAUUUCGAAGUUUAUGGCAGUAACUCAAGCUUGAAGUAGAAAGUAUUAGUAAAACUUCCAGUUGCUGUUUUCCUAUUGCAUGAGCCAUUAUAGCAGUUGAUACAAAUUGAAUAAGUAAAAAAAUGAGCAGUUGUACCUAGUUAAGGGUUUUCACUGUGGGCUUAAGGUCUUUAAAGGCAGUGGUUAAAGAGCACAUAAGGUAUUAAUACAUUUCUCAGAAUGUCUAAACGCUUUUACAUUACAGUAUUUGCUCAUUUUCAAAAAAUAAUUAAUUUCAGUGAACUAUUUUUGUGUGCUACAUCUGCUUGUGGAUCCUUGUAGUGGGCACUAUAAAAUGCUGCAGUAGUGUUGUGAUCCUGGAUAUGCACAGUAUUUGUGACCUGGUGCUGAUGCUGAGUUGUGGCAGCUGUGAUGUACAAUCUCCUGGCUUGCCUUGUUCUGCUGGGCCUGGGGAAAUAGAAGAGAAAAAAUUUCCAGCGUACUCAGUAUAGCUGGCUGUGGGGACAUAGGAUAGAGAGGGAAGCAACCCUCCUGUCUUAUUAGCCUGGAUUUUCUUAGUGUUAACAAUAUACUGUGAUUUGACAAACAUUGUGCUGCUGUUACUGUCUUUUUUUCUCCCCCACUAUCAGUAUUAUGAAAUAUUCAAAAGGCAUUAAAGAGUGGACACAAGUGACCUCUUUUUGCCUUGUCUGUUCAGUGUGCAGACAUUGUGCUCACUGGAUGCUGUCAUACAGUAUUUUCUGUUAACUUCUUAAGGCAAAAAUGGUGUGCCAGUGAUACACAAGGGCAAAUCUAUAUGGUGCUGAUUAGGAGGAUUCCUUAAGCCAUUUAGGCUUGCUGAAUACACAGUUUGCUCCUGUUUGUCUAGCAAUAGGAUGUUUCAGUCUCAAUCAAUAAAAGCCGGGUUGACAGAGUGUGAGUGUGCAUAGAUACACAUUGCCACUAGAUACACGUUUGCAUUAGCUUUGUUGACCUGGAGUAAAAGCAUAGCUUUAGUUAAGCUGUUAUUCGUCUGUAUAGAUAAAUGUUUGCUGAACACUUGCUACUACAUGAAAAACCUUAAGGAUGAAUGUAACAAAUGUAAGGACAAACGUAAUGUCUAUACUUACACUUUUUAUUACAGGAAUGUUUAUGUGUAAAAUACUGCUUUGCUUAUACAUGUACCAGCUGCUCAUUACUUGCCUUUAGUUACAGCCCUUCUCAGGGUGACAAAGAGUGAUGUGAGGUAAAGGGUGAAUAGAGCACAUAGAGACAACUUGAGAAGAUAAUUCUGUUUUCUUAGUAUCUUACAAUUCAAAAAUAAUUGCUAUUUAUGUUUUUGAGGCAAUGGAAUAUUUUAGCUGGUGGAACUCUACAGGGAAGAUUCUUGUUUUUCGUGCUGUCAACUUUGCUCUUCAAGGACAUCAAGAACACACAAUGCUAUUAAGUAUAUCAUGUUUGGCAUUCCUGAAAUACGCAUUACUCAUUUGUAUCCACCAUAUUUUUUUCCAAAUAAAACUGGAGGAUCCAUGCUGUAGCACUUUCUUUGUAAAUAUGUUUGUAAAUCCUUAUCAAUCUGAUAUAAAGAAAAUCCACUAAAAGAAGUGGGUUUUAGAGUUUGAUAUUCGUAACUCUUGAAAGAUGUGUUCCGUCCCGUGUUUCCUUGAAAGCUAGAUGUAUAGUAACCAAUAAUCUUGUAAUUGACUUUGCUGAGACUGAGAUGGUUAGUGAGAUAAUUUGCAUCGUUCUGGAAGGAAAGUAUGUAUAGAAAAGAAUCCCACAUCCGAAAUAGCAAAUGUCUGAGCACUCUGUUUAUAUUGCACACAGACUUGCCUGGUGCUGCGUGGAAAGCUUACUGUAUUUUGAGGAAUUAGUAUGGAAAAGGAAAUCUCUGACUGUUUAAUGUUUCUUAUUCACACUUAGUUCAGUAGAGACAUGAGCUGGUUGUCUUAACAAUUGUGGACCAAGCUUCAUUCACUUGGAAUAUUAUUUCAGGAUCAUGGGCUUAAAAAUCACUUGAAUAGUUGAAACAGCGAUGAGUAGUUAAUGUCAGUGAAUUAAAGUGAAUGGCCAGUUGAUUCUGAACAUAUAUUAGCAGCUUAAGGAGGAUUUAAAUGUUACUGUGUUUUUCUACAGGAGUAAAGGCACUCAGCAUGCUUAUCAGAACUGGGAAACAUGCAGGGUGUCACCCAAAAAUGUAAAAUUCAUCAUGACAAUAAUUGAGUCAAACUGGAAAGGAAAGAUUGAACAGAUUCGUUAUGUGAGUUCACACAGGAUUUGGCUCUUGACCAUGAGUUUGUUAAGAACAUAGGA